Molecule: messenger RNA, 3338 nt
Organism: Talpa occidentalis (Iberian mole)
Lineage: Eukaryota; Metazoa; Chordata; Mammalia; Eulipotyphla; Talpidae
Gene: SPIDR
Product: scaffold protein involved in DNA repair
Exons: 22
Coding region: 90-2882 (930 amino acids)
Biological process (GO): double-strand break repair via homologous recombination; regulation of establishment of protein localization to chromosome
Cellular component (GO): nuclear chromosome; nucleoplasm
Source: RefSeq, a predicted model, not a curated record
CGGGCGCCGCGGCGGAGGCCCGAAGAUCUGCCAUCUCCAGUGAAUACUUUGUUACAGACUCGAGGGCCACUGAAUUAUUGCUCCCAUUAAUGUUGAGGAAAAAAAAUUGGAAUACAGAACACAUAUACUUUCCAGGAGAGAGUCCACUUCAGUUCAGAAGAACAGGUCUUAGGACAGUGGGGGCAGCUGCUUCCCUCUCUGAGGCAUGGCUCAGGUGUGGAGAAGGAUUUCAGGACACUUAUAUGAGUCAGUCAUUAAUAACUAAAAGGAAGACUGCUACAGGAAAGCACCUUGAAUUAUCCCCUAAACCCAAGAAAGAAGCUACCACAUCCAAGAGUACUAAUGAUCUUACAGACAUAACAUGGAGUUCCAGUGGGAGUGAUCUAUCAGAUGAAGAAAAAACACUUUGUAAAUCACAGACAGAGAAUGAAAAUGAUUCUAGAAUAGACAGGUUUUGUAAAAGUAAUAUUUUAUUUACAGAAGAUGGGGUCAGAGAAGAUGAACUGCAGUUUAUUGACUGGGAGAUUGACAGUGAUAAAGAAGAUGCUAGUGAAUGUUACACAUUUGCAGACAGUGAAAGUGUGGAAAUUUCAGAUUGUGCUUCUUGUGCAAGCAGUCAGUCUUUGGCAAGUGAGGAGAAGCUGUCCGAACUUCAUAAGACAAGGUCUACAGAAAUUUUGGAGUAUUCUUCAGAUAGUGAAAGAGAAGAUGGCUCAAAGAAUGUCUUUUUCACUGAUUCAGAAUCCUCUCACAAAUAUCAUAUGGAUUUUGGAUCAGAUAGAAGACAGUUUAUGGAAAGACUGAUAAAUCCAAGAGUGAACCCUACAGAGUCCACUUUGUGUACACCCCAGAAACAGACAAAAUUUCACAGGACUCUAGAAAAUUCAGCAAAAAAGAGGAAACUUUUAAGAGGCGGGCUAGCCGAAAGAAUAUAUGGGCUGCAGAAUCGUGAGAGAUCUGCUAUUUCUAUGUGGAAAUGCCAGUGUUCUUCUUCCCAAAAGACACCUUCAGGCAGAAAAUCUGGUUUAUUAAUGGUGAGAAUUCUUGAGCUGCACGAAGAAUGCUCUAUCCAAGUUGCCAUGUGUGAGCAGUUAGUGGAGCUACAGACUGACAGCUCUUCCCAAUGUGAGGCCCCCAGAACUGGCCUGAAGGUGCUUUUCACCAAGGAGACAGCAGGCUACCUCAGGGGCCAUCCUCAAGACAUCAUCCAUAUUUACCCUCCCUGGCAGAAGCUUAUUAUACCAAAUGAAAGUUAUCCUGUUAUCCUGAAUACUUACUUUUGUAAGAAAGUUGUUGCCAAAGAACAUUCAAAAACAACACAUGAAAUGCGCUGUUGGGGCGCACCCCUUCAAAGAAGAAAUAUCACUUUGGCCCAGAUGUUUAGAUUCAAGAGUCUAAUGAAUGAUUCACUUGAAAGCCAGGUUAUGUGUAGUGGGCUCACCAUCAUGGGGAAAGACUGGACCCACAGGCACAGAGAAGCAAAACAACACUUCCCAGCCCAACCUCCCCUGAGGGACUCUCUCCUGGAUGCAGUAGAGAUGCAGGGAGCUGGCACAUGGUCAGGAGUUGGAGUGCGAGUGGUGGUGCAGAGAGUUUACUCUCUUCCUUACAGGUGUCAAAUGGGAGGUGGCUCAAUUGCUCCACUCAGCUCAGAACCAGCUAAAGUUCGGGUCUGCCUUCUGGUGCAAGAUGCCUGUGGAAUGUUCAGUGAAGUCCACACAGAGGACACUGUCUUGAAAGACAAACAGUUGGAAGGGAAGUCCUGCAGCCUGACAGGAAUGAAGGUUCUACAAAAGGCCACAAGAGGAAGGUCAGCAGGGCUAUUCAGUUUAAUUGACACCAUGUGGCCUCCAGCAGUGGCUCUGGAAACUGCUGGCUCCAGCCCAUCCUGUGGGGAGGUAAAAACUCAUCUACCCCUUCCUAGCUUUUGUUAUAUACUCACUGCUCAUCCAAAUCUGGGAAAUAUUGACAUAAUUGAAGACCCCAUUUCUAAGCUUUACCAACCUCCGAUUCCCCGCCUCUUAAGAGAAAUUCUCCAGACUGCUGAUCUCAGUACCCGUUGCAGUUUCUAUGCCAGAGUGAUUUAUCAAAGAUCGAAGCUAAACAGUUUGCUUCUUGCGGAGCAAAGGGAGAUUUGGCUGAUAGUAACUGAUGUCACCCUGCAAAUGCAGAAUGAGGAUAAAGUUAACCUCCCCAAAACCAUGCUGGUCUGUGUGUCCUCCUCAUGUGUACUGAGCCCAGAAGUCCAGGAAGCACUUUCUGAGGCCACCUCUCACAGCUUUCUCUUCAGGGACACGCUCCGAGACCAGGGUCGGAUUGUUUGUGUUGAACGUACUGUCCUCUUGCUACUAGAGUCCCAUUUGGGUAUGGCCUCUCGUGCCAGCUCCUGUGAACUGACCAACUCUGUGAGGCUUGAUGAACUGAAUCCUUUCACUCAGGACAACUCCAUUUGCAGUGUUCGAGGGACUGUAGUUGGCGUGGAUGAGAGCACUGCUUUCUCGUGGCCUACAUGUGACCUGUGUGGCAAUGGAAGAUUGGAGCAGAGACCAGAAGACAGUGGCACUUUUUUCUGUGGGAAUUGCUCCCGUGUGGUCACCUCCCCUCUUCUCAGAAGGCACCUGCAGGUUUUCCUGGACUGCCCCUCUCGACCGCAGUGCACUGUGAGGGUUAAGCUGUUACAGAGCAGUAUUUCUUCACUCCUGAGGUUUGCCGCCUGCGAGGAUGGGACUUAUGAAGUAAAGAGUAUCCUCGGAACAGAGGUGGAGUUCUUAAAUUGUUUUGUCCAGUCCAUAACUACCCACCCUGCUAGCUGUGCUGGACUGGAGGAAAUCGAGCUUCUGAGAGCAGGAAGAGCCUGUGUGGAACACCGCCCAUUGCCGUAGGGACUCUGUGACGUGGCUGCUGGGGUGGUGGUGGUGGUGUACCCUUUGGGGUAGUUAUUUGUUAACUAUAGCAGAGUGAAUGUAGUUUAUGAUCUUGAAAUGGAACUUAGAUUUUUCUGGGGCAAAUGUUAGUAACAGGGCUUUGUAAACUAUAAAUCAAAAUACCUUUUUCUAGGUUCUGUAUUUUUUAUUCUUUCUGCAACUUUAGGAACACGGUAUUAAAGCCUAAAUAAGCUUGAAGUCCCUUCAUAUUGUAUUUAUUUUAAACAACAAGAUUAAUAUAGCAGAAAGAAAUCUUGAUUGUAAAGUGUUUAAAAUUUUGCCAUGAUUUAACAUGUUUUUCUUAUAGUAUGUUUUUAACUUUCUCCCCAAAGCUUAAACCUUUAUCCUAUUUUGUGAUGUUACUGUUCUGCUACAAUAAAUGUCCAUCUAAGUGCUUUGCUUUGCAGUUCGGUG